This is a messenger RNA of Dermatophagoides pteronyssinus (European house dust mite), 3136 nucleotides long. Its product is annotated as galanin receptor type 1-like. The record is from RefSeq and is a predicted model, not a curated record. Gene Ontology annotation, cellular component: plasma membrane. Gene Ontology annotation, molecular function: G protein-coupled receptor activity. Lineage: Eukaryota; Metazoa; Arthropoda; Arachnida; Sarcoptiformes; Pyroglyphidae. Gene Ontology annotation, biological process: G protein-coupled receptor signaling pathway.
AAUCAACGAUCAGAUUUUUUUAAUUGUUGUUUAAUGAUUUUAACGGAUUCAUCAUGUUUUUCAGACAUUGUAUAUUGAAUAAAUUGAUCGAAAUUUUUUGACAGUCGAAAAAAAAGAAAAAUUUUCAAAUAACAAAAGGAAAUUAUUCCAAAAAUCAUUCUAUUUCUAGAAAUAAUCGAUGAUUAUUAUCAUCAAUCUAUUCUGUACUUAUAUCAUUAUAAAUGUUCAAUCAUCAUUAUUAACAAAUGAUCAUCAUGGAUACGAAUGGCGAACAAAUCAUACCGGACAUCGAUAUCAAUAUAAAUGAACAAUCAAUAGUAGCAUCAUCAUAUGCUAAUGCAUUAUGGACACCUGGCUUUAUGCAUCAAACAAAUGAAACAACUUAUGUUUAUAUUGAUAAUCCACAUGAUAUGAUCGAUCCAUUUCAUUCGAAUCAAAAUUUUAUGGCUAUAGUAUUGACACAUGCUAUAACAUUCAUUGUUGGCGUUAUUGGUAAUUCUGUUGUGAUUGCUACAUGGGCUCGGGGUGGAAAAAUUCGUUCACCUACUGCCACUUUUCUUGUAUCAUUAGCAUGUGCCGAUCUAUUAUUGCUCAUCAUAUUUAUGCCACUUGAAACAUUAGAAUAUUUUGUUAUAACAUGGGAUUAUAAUGGUCAUAUUUGUAAACUAAGCUCUUUCGUUGAAUUACUUUCGGGUAUGUCAUCUAUACUAAAUCUAGUGGCAGUUUCCGUUGAAAGAUUUUUGGUGAUAGUAUAUCCAAUUCAUGCAAGACAUUGGUGUACAGUAACAAAAUCUCGCCGUAGCCUAAUAUUUGUCUGGAUAUUGGCCAUUAUAUUUGCUGCGCCUCCUGUAUUCAACAAAAGCACAUAUUCAAUGACCUAUUACAAUAAUGAAACAGCCAUAACAGCUUAUUAUUGUUUUGAAAAGAAUGAUAAUUGGGCGAUAUAUUUUGCCAUUUAUGAAUUGUUAACAUUAUUUGUAAUACCUGCAUUGCUCAUGAUGUUCUGUUAUUCACGUGUAAUACGUGAAUUAUGGACUUCAACACGUGUGAUUACAAUAUUGACAAGUGCUACUAAUGGUUAUCAUCAUCAUCAUCCUAUUUCAGAAGCAACAUCAAAUCAUAUAAUGCCAAAUAAUAAAUCGGCCAUUAGUGAAACACAAUCAAUAGGCGGAAGUUAUCACAACAACAAUGGUAAUAGUUUAACUAACGGUAAUACUAAUGGACCGCGUAGUUAUCUUGUACGUUGGUCAAAUAAAAAAAUGAUUGAAAUAUCUAUCAAUUGUGAACCAUCAUCGAUUGUAUCAAAUUCAUCCAAUUCUAGUUCACGAUCAAUGAAUCCUAAUCCUAUUGUUAAUAAUUUCAAAAAUAAUAAUACAAUUGUAUUAAAUGAAACAGAACUGAUUGGAAAUAAAGAAUCAAAUAAUUCAAUGAUCAAAAUUUUUCGAUAUAUUUAUAAUAUAUUACAAAGAAUAAAAAUUAUUAGCUGUGAUAAUCAGACAAAAUCAUUGAAUGAUGUGCCAAAUGAUCAGCCAAACAAAUCAAUACCAUUAUCGCCGUCACAACAGCUGCAUCGAAAUACAUCACAAUUUCAACAUUUAGCGGCUCCAUCAACCAUAAUAACUAAUCAUGGCCAUAAUGAUAAAGAACAAUCAGAUCGACAAGAAUCAGUAGAUCGUCCCAAUCAAAAUAUAGGAUCAAUAUCACGAAUUCAUGAAUGGUUUGGUAAUCAUCGAAAAUUGAAUAAACAACCAUCUCAAAUAGAGGAAAAUACACCGACUUAUUUGGGACAUCAUAAUCAAUCAUCAUCGAUGAUUGGUAUACCGGCACCAACACCAACACCAAUAGGUAAUACAUCUGAAUACAAUGCAUCAACUGUUACCGAUGUUCGCAAUGCUCGAAGACAGCUAUAUUGUCAAGUGAUCAAAAUGUUAUUAUUCAUUGUGAUAUUAUUCCAUGUUUGUUGGGGUCCACGACUUAUAUUCAACGUAAUUAAAUCGACUGGAAUCGGUCAAUUCGAUAAAUUUGCCUAUAGUGCACGUGUUUAUUUUUAUCUAUUGUCUUUCAUACAUUCAGCAUUGAAUCCAUUCGUUUAUGGUUUUAUGUCUUCCAAUUUUCGACGAAUGAUGAUGAAUUCGUGUAGUCAUCGCCGUCAUCUAAAACAACGUACAGGUACAUUAACACCGGUAAAUAAUUCAUUAGCUGAAGCAAUGGCAACAACAUCUUGUUUACCAAUGGCUCGUACCGGUACAACAACUGGAUAUAAAACAACCCAACAAGCACAAUCAUUUUCAACAGAAAAUUCUCAUUAUAAUUAUAAUUAUUAUACGAAUCAGCCAUUGUCAUCAUCAAUAAAACAAAAUUCAUAUUCUGAAAUUUCCGAUUCAUAUGCUGAAGCAGAAUUAUCACAGACACCAUCUACUGUUUGUAGUCAUCGAAUUUCUACAUCAGUUGAAUUUCGUAAUUCAUGCCAUCAUAAUUGUCAUCAUUAUCAAGAAAAUAAUAACAUUAAUAAUGAAGAUCCGGAUUAUAGUGAAGUUGAAAUGGAAAUUAAUCAGAUGAUUGAUCAGAAAAAACAGCAACAACAACAGCAAAAUUCGUCGAAUUUAAUUGUUUCAAAUUUAAAAUAUCCAAAUCGAUUGAAACGAAUGUUAUUCUCAAUAAAAUCAUCUUCUACAUCAUCAUCAUCAUCAAAUGGUAUCAGUAUUGUUGGAGGCAGUUGUGGGGCUCGACGAACAACUAUAACUACAACAUCAACAAUACCGGAACAAAAUAUUCGAAAUAGCAAUAAUGAGCAAUUGAAAACAGCUAAUAUUGAACAUCGUUCAUUGCCAUCAUUAUUUUUAAAACGACAAAAACAUCAUCAUCAUCAUCAUCAUCAAUAUCAUUCAAAACGUUUACAUCAAAUAAAUCAAGAAAGUAAUUUGAUUAAAUCUAAACAAAUAAAUAAGAAUGAUAAAAAAAUAUUAGCCAAUUCUUGUCAUUCAUUAUGUUCACAUAAUUCAUCAAAUAUUGCAGCAACGAAAUAUGAUCCUAAACAACAACAACAACAACGACAACAACGUAAAGGCCUAAAGAAAAGUAGCCCCUAUUAUUAUGAACAUUCAUUUUAAACACAGAUGUGAAUGAAUAGAGUAAA